Molecule: messenger RNA, 3463 nt
Organism: Lepus europaeus (European hare)
Lineage: Eukaryota; Metazoa; Chordata; Mammalia; Lagomorpha; Leporidae
Gene: VPS36
Product: vacuolar protein sorting 36 homolog
Exons: 14
Coding region: 45-1205 (386 amino acids)
Biological process (GO): protein transport to vacuole involved in ubiquitin-dependent protein catabolic process via the multivesicular body sorting pathway
Cellular component (GO): ESCRT II complex; late endosome membrane
Molecular function (GO): phosphatidylinositol-3-phosphate binding; ubiquitin binding
Source: RefSeq, a predicted model, not a curated record
GCGGCCCGGGAGCGCCGGCGCAGGCGGGCGGCUUCGCGUCGGCCAUGGACCGCUUCGUGUGGACCAGCGGCCUCCUGGAGCUCAACGAGACCCUGGUGAUCCAGCAGCGCGGGGUGCGCAUCUACGACGGCGAGGAGAAGAUAAAAUUUGAUGCUGGGACCCUCCUUCUUAGUACACACCGACUGAUUUGGAGAGAUCAUAAAAAUCAUGAGUGCUGCAUGGCCGUUCCUCUUUCCCAAAUUGUGUUCAUUGAGGAACAGGCAGCUGGAAUUGGGAAGAGUGCCAAGAUAGUGGUUCAUCUUCAUCCAGCUCCUUCUAACAAAGAGCCUGGCCCAUUCCAGAGCAGUAAGAACUCCUACAUCAAACUCUCUUUCAAGGAGCAUGGCCAGAUUGAGUUUCACAGGCGUUUAUCAGAGGAGAUGAUACAGAGAAGAUGGGAGAAUAUGCCAGUUUCCCAGUCAUUACAAGCAAGUAGAGGACCCCAGCCAGGAAGAAUAAGGGCUGUAGGAAUUGUAGGUAUUGAAAGGAAACUGGAAGAAAAGAGAAAAGAAACGGACAAAAACAUUUCUGAGGCUUUUGAAGACCUCAGCAAGCUAAUGAUCAAGGCUAAAGAAAUGGUGGAGUUAUCAAAAUCAAUUGCUAAUAAAAUUAAAGACAAACAAGGUGAUAUCACAGAAGAUGAGACCAUCAGGUUUAAAUCCUACUUGCUGAGCAUGGGAAUAGCCAACCCAGUUACCAGGGAAACUUAUGGCUCUGGCACACAGUACCACAUGCAGCUGGCUAAACAGCUGGCUGGAAUAUUACAGGUGCCGUUAGAGGAACGAGGAGGAAUAAUGUCACUCACAGAGGUGUACUGUUUAGUAAACCGGGCUCGAGGAAUGGAAUUGUUGUCACCGGAAGAUUUAGUGAAUGCCUGCAAGAUGCUGGAGUCGCUGAAAUUACCCGUCAGGCUCCGAGUCUUUGACAGUGGCGUCAUGGUAAUUGAGCUUCAGUCCCACAAAGAAGAGGAAAUGGUGGCCUCAGCCCUGGAGACAGUUUCAGAAAGGGGAUCCCUAACAUCCGAAGAAUUUGCUAAGCUCGUGGGAAUGUCUGUCCUCCUGGCCAAGGAAAGGUUGCUUCUUGCAGAGAAGAUGGGCCAUCUUUGCCGAGAUGACUCAGUGGAAGGCUUGCGAUUUUACCCAAAUUUAUUUAUGACACAGAGCUAAGGUUUUUGUGUUUGAAAUACCUUUUGUCCAUAAACUUGCAUCCUGUAGAGGUUAUAUGAAGUCACGCUAAGGGAUAAACCCUGAUAAACUGAGAGUUUAUUAAAAUUUCACAAUGUAAUAUGCAACUUUUUAAAUAUCUCUAUGAGUACGAUGGCCCAGGAAGCUUAUUUAAGAUACAUCUAGGAAAAUACAGAAAAUGAAUACCAACGUGAAUUUAAAAUUAUACUGUAGCUGUGUAGAAUCCUAAGACUUUAACUUGAUCCCGCAACUGUUUGAAAAGAAAGGAAUUUUAGUUCUUGGGGGGAGAAAGAGAAGUUGCAUGUUUAGAUGGGUUAGAUUUUAUUUUGGUGUGACUAAAAUUCACUGAAUUAUAAGUGAAAUUUUCCUGUGUGUCUGUUGGGCCCAUUUUGGGGGGUUUUUAAUGAAGGAAGUGAUAGAUAUAUUGUAGGUUAAAAACCUGACAACAUUGAACAAAAUAUCUUAAUUGCAGAUUGCCACAUGGGCUCCUCGUAAGGGCCUUAUUUCAGAAGCAGUCAUGAGCAUGUCUUCAGCAGACCAAAUAAAACACCUUUUAAAAGGGGAGAAUGGUAUCUGACUUACAUAUUUAUACUCCAGCUGGGUUUUCAUUUUUUUUUUAAAUGGGGGAUUUCAGAGUUGGCAUUUAAAGAAUGCAACUGUAUCAUUUUGUUUUUAAAAAAUGCUGUGGACUUGGAAACUGAAUUGAAGAGCUGUAUAGGCAUGUCCAAAAGCAUGAUUACCAGUUUGGGAGGCAGACAGCUCAGGAAUGCCCUAGGACUGCUCUGCAGGUACAGGGACAGAGGCAACCUUGGUGUUCUUUUACCUCAAAGCCAAGGAUGGGAAAUAGAAAGGGAAAAUCAUAUGCCUGCCUUUCCUUUGCCUUCAGGAAUUUCAACUCUGAGGUUUUAAGUCUUUCUGUUGUAGUCCAGCAAUAUUUUUUUCUUCUCUGCCUUCCACAUCAUCGGUUGUGUGGGGAGAUCAUCUCAGUAAAGUGUUACUGAGAUGACAAAACUUGGUUACCAUUGCCUCUGGACUGCUUGUGUGCAGAGUGGACAGCCUGACUUCACAUGUCACUCACUCUGCAGUGUGCAGUAUGUCGGCAUUACCUCAAACUCAGGGACCCCGUGGGACUGAAGGGGACACCGUUUCUGAGACUAAGUUGGAAGUGGAAGGGAAGCCUCUGGAAGGAGUAGUAUCUGGUCUGGGAGAACCGCUGGGAACAGGAGGAGGGAGCCCAAGCUCACACUCUGGGGCCCCCAAGAUGUUUUCACUUCCACUUCUGCGGAAGUGCCAGGGACCUUGGCUGCUGACCCCCGGCAUCCCAAUCCCUGAUCCCAGUUGGGAAAAUGGCUGUUGCUGCUUCAUGUCCCCAGUGUCCCAGGGAUGCUGUGGCUGGGGCAUCCUGCUUUAGUUCUCAUUUUCCACACCUGUCACCAAUUCAUCAUUGUGGUGACUGGUCCCCUAAUUCUCUCACUGCAGCCUCAGGUUUAUUUUGUGAGUAAUCGGUGUCUGGCUGCCCAAGUAUUUUAGGGGUUAGCUGGAGAUGUAUAAACUUGUCUGUCUUGUCUCUGUCCAGGUUACUUACUCUCACUGCUUUGGAAAACUUGCAUACAUGCACCCCCCCCACACACACACAUGCGAUAUCUCAUCUGGCUAAAGUUUUUAAAAAUGACAAAUAAUUCACCAGUUGGAAUAGUGGCAAGUAGGAUUGCUGGAGCUGCUAGAUCUAGCCAUGAUGGCUUGGAUUCAUUACAGCAAACGUACAUAAUUCAAUCUACUCAUUUGCUUUAGUGUGAAACAUAAAAAUGGAAUAGUUGGAAUUGUAUAAAGUGAAUAAAGAUACAAAACAGUGGCAUAUGAGUAUAUUUUGCAGAUGUCACAUUAACAAGUAUGAUUCACUUAUCUUAUUUUAAAGUGAACAUUCUUCACAAUUUCCAGACCUCUUUGUGUAUUUUUAUCUUUUUCUUUUGCCAAAUAAAGGUGUUAUUUUGGUCCUCUAUUGAUAGAGGUUAUGUUUAAAUAUAACCAAUCAGGCCCUAAGUGCAAAAAAGUUCUGUCUUGGUGCUUAUCAUUGGUAUAAUUAUUAUUUGUUUUCCUAACUUUGCUCUUUGGAGCAUGAAUCUCUUGGUAGCUUUAUGGUAAUGGAAUAUUUCUAUCCAUUUACUGUCAAGAAAACAUUUUUUAUGUUGUAUAAGUGAAGAUUGUUUUCAGGGUUAAAUGGUAUUAAUGUAUAUAGAAUA